AGCGUUUCAGCACAUAUUAAAGGAUAGCAUCCCUUGAAAGUCAAAGAACAUGGCGGGGAAGAACAAAUUUGUCAUCCCAUCGUUGGAAGAAAUGGAAACUGCAGACCAAAAGGAAGCAUCAGCAAUUCCUAGGCAGCUAUUUAAGCCAAAAAUCUCUACAGCAGUUUCAGAUUCUUCAACAGAAUCUGCACAGGCUGAUGCUUUGAAGUCUUCUCUAAGCAGCCCUAAAAAACGUGUGUUGUCACAGAAAGCUUUGAUGUCAAUGCAACCACUUUCAAAACAAGUCUCACAGAAGAAAUCAUCACCAACAAAGAGGGCACAAUCAUUAACAGCCCAUGAACAAAUGAAAACAAUGCCUUGCAAACAGUCAGCAGUGGCUACUUUUGGUUCAAGUCAUACACUUUCAGCUGUAAAUAAUAUCAAUGGAGUAACUUCAAAAGCCAGUGGCCCAGGUGAGGCUUGUAUGGCUACUGAUCUAUUCAAUCAGGCUAUAGCAUCCACAGCACAAGAAACAACCAGGCAAACAAGCAACAAUAAGACUGAGCAGAAUUCGGGCUUUGAUGAAGUUCGAUUUGAUGCUUUGCCGACUCUUGCAAAACUUGGCAAAACGAACUCUUUGUUGGUCAACCCACGACAGAAAGGCAACCCAAUUCUAAAAUAUGUACGUAGUGUCCCUUGGGAAUUUGGAAAUAUUGUUCCUGAUUACGUGAUGGGACAGUCCAACUGUGCUUUAUUUUUGAGUUUAAGAUACCACCAGCUUCAUCCAGAAUACAUACAUACAAGGCUAAAACAACUGGGCCACAGCUUUGAUUUACGUGUGCUACUAGUUCAUGUUGAUCUGAAAGAACCCCAUCAUCUUGUUAAAGAUCUGGCUAAAAUUUGCAUUUUAGCUGACUGCACUCUCAUGCUUGCCUUCAGCGUAGAAGAGGCAGGUCGAUAUCUGGAAACCUACAAAAUUUUUGAAAACAAGGCGGCAGAAGCACUUAUGGAACGGACAGAGACUGAUCUCAGAAACCAGGUUUGUGACUGCCUAACAAGAGUGAAGUCUGUGAACAGAACAGAUUGUGCUACCCUCAUGUCUACCUUUGGAUCUGUAAAACAGAUUACAGCAGCCAGUGCUGAAGACCUAUCAUUUUGUCCGGGGUUUGGACCCCAGAAGGCAAAACGACUGCAUGACGUAUUUAGAGAACCAUUCUUAACAGCCAAGAAGCAUCUUCUUGAAUCUGAUUCUUCCUAUGACAAUCCUAGCCAUAGUAAGUCAGCUAGAUGAUCAAUUGUCAAUAAAGUCAAUAGCAUAGAAUGAAUGUUAAUUAUGGGCAUGCAUGUUUAUAGACAUAAAAAUUCAAUUGUAAGUUUUAAUUUAUUUAUUAAAAACUAUUGUGGAUUAAAUUUUUAAAUGCUGGCUUAUAACAUUCAUUAUUUAUUGUAAUUUAUGCAUUAUCAAAAAAUAUUAUAAAGCCCUGGACCACUUAAGCUGCAGUUAAGGAGUUUGGACCCCAAUCACCACGGCUUAAUAGUCUUGCACUGUAUAUGUAUAUUUACAUUCAAGUCACAGUGUGUUUGCACUGGAAUGAAUUGUUGGCAAAGCUAAUGAUAAUUUAUGUCUGUGAUAAAUUGUAGCUUAAUGCAAAAUUUAUUCACAUACUUUUAUAGAAAUUCUAGAUAUCAUAAAACAAUAAAUAUCAACAUAAGAAUUUAUUUUGUGAGUAAAGAUGAAUAAACAUUAAUUACAUUCAAAUAAAAUGAGUCUCAGUGGAAA
Pomacea canaliculata is the source of this 1759-nucleotide messenger RNA. RefSeq names its product DNA excision repair protein ERCC-1-like. The record is from RefSeq and is a predicted model, not a curated record. Gene Ontology annotation, biological process: UV-damage excision repair; nucleotide-excision repair; meiotic mismatch repair. Gene Ontology annotation, molecular function: damaged DNA binding; single-stranded DNA binding. NCBI's taxonomy places the organism in Eukaryota, Metazoa, Mollusca, Gastropoda, Architaenioglossa, Ampullariidae. Gene Ontology annotation, cellular component: ERCC4-ERCC1 complex; nucleotide-excision repair factor 1 complex; nucleus. The transcript has 12 exons. Bases 50 to 1270 code for a protein of 406 amino acids.